AUGUCUACAGUCGAGACAAUUACCCAAGUUAUCACGCAGUCGCUUCCUGCAUCGCUGGUCCUGCGUCCUCAGCCGGCCCCAGUUGCGCAGAACAAUGAGGCUGAUAAGGGAGAUCCCUACCGAUACGCCCAUCUCCUUCCAGUCUUCCCGCAAGACGAGCAUUACCCGCCUCUGACCCCAUUCGAUCAUGUCGAUCCCGCUUCGCGUGCUCUUAAUCAUCCAAACCCCCGGUCCUUCCUGGACAAUUCCACCAGCAUUGUCCAAUUGACCCCUCAUUUGGGCGAGGAAGUGCGUGGAGUCAACUUGGCUACACUUGACAGCGAUGGGAGAGAUCAGCUUGCAUUGGAGGUUGCUAGGCGCGGCCUAAUGAUCUUCCGAGACCAACAAGAGUUUAUAGACCGCGGUCCCGAUUUCUAUCUUGAGUGGGGCAGGCACUUCGGCCGUCUUCACAUCCAUCCCACAUCAGGUCAUCCUGAGAACUAUCCGGAGGUCCAUCUUGUCUAUCGUGACGGGAAUGCCACGUACAACUUCGAGCGCGAGGACCGCAUUACUUCGACAACUUGGCACUCGGAUGUCUCUUAUGAAUUGCAGCCCCCCGGCUUGACCACCUUCUUUCUCCUCUCUGCACCAGAGACAGGAGGCGACACCGCCUUCACAUCACAGGUUGCUGCGCUUAAGAGGCUAUCUCCUCAAUUUGUCGCCUUCCUGCGCACCCUCAAAGCUAUCCACUCGGGCUUUGAACAAGCCGCCUAUUCGCGAUCGGGACGUAGAGGCGGUGUGGUCCGCCGUGAGCCUGUCCAGAACGUUCAUCCCGUCAUCAGGAAGCAUCCCGUCACAGGCGAGGAGGCUGUCUACGUCAACAGACAGUUCACCAGAAGAAUCGUCGGUCUCAAGAAGGAGGAGUCAGAUGCUAUCCUCAACCUCUUGUAUGACCAUAUCGACAAGAGCGUGGAUAUUCAAGCUCGCGUGAAGUGGCAGCCGUAUACCGUUGUGCUUUGGGACAACAGAAUCACUGCGCACUCGGCCAUCGUGGACUUCACCGUCGGAGAGCGUCGUCACGGCGCUCGCAUCACCCCACAAGCGGAGCGGCCCAUUCCUGCGCUAGAGGGCCUUAACUUAACUGCUUGA
This is a messenger RNA of Fibroporia radiculosa, 1128 nucleotides long. RefSeq lists its product as uncharacterized. The record is from RefSeq and is a predicted model, not a curated record. Gene Ontology annotation, cellular component: cytoplasm. Gene Ontology annotation, molecular function: 2-oxoglutarate-dependent dioxygenase activity. The transcript has 4 exons. The coding region runs from base 1 to 1128 and encodes 375 amino acids. NCBI's taxonomy places the organism in Eukaryota, Fungi, Basidiomycota, Agaricomycetes, Polyporales, Fibroporiaceae.